CAGUCCAGUGUGAGGUCAAGGAGCCAAGGACCCAAAACCGAAACGGCAAAACCCCGCCUCAAAACCCGCCCAAAGCGAGCUGCCGAGACCAGCACCACCAUUGUCCUCCUGCGCCGAGAGCUGAAGCCUUGGGCACAGCAAGAGAGAGCCCACUUCUUCCCCUUCCCCUUCCCCUGACCUCGGCUCAUCGAUUGCGAUGAUGGAGAUUCCACCACGCGCGCCUGCCUCCUCCUCGUUCCACCCGUAGCCGCUCUCCCUUUUCCUCCGCAUAAACAUAACAGAUAACCCUCCUUCCUCGCUCCAUUCCCCAAGCAAGCAGCAGCAGCACCCCCGCCUCGGUUCUCGGAGUAAGUUUGGAUUUUGAAAUCUCAGAAAAUGGGCAAGGCGGAGAAGCUGGUGGUGGAGGUGGUGGCGGCGCACAACCUGAUGCCCAAGGACGGGCAGGGCUCCUCGUCGGCGUACGUGGAGGUGGAGUUCGAGCACCAGAAGCGCCGCACCCGGCCCAGGCCCAGGGAGCUCAACCCGGUCUGGAACGAGCGCCUCGUCUUCCCCGUCGCCGACCCCGGCGACCUCCCCUACCGCGCCAUCGACGUCGCCGUGUACAACGACCGCGCCCUCGCCGGUGGGGCCGGGAGCGGCGGGCGGAACUUCCUCGGCAAGGUCCGCGUCCCGGCCGCCGGCGUGCCGGCACCGGGCGAGGAGGCUGUGACGCAGCUGUUUACUCUCGAGAAGCGCAGCCUCUUCUCCCACAUCCGCGGCGAGAUCACGCUCAAGGUUUACCGCAUCGGCGGCGGCGGCGGCGGCGGCUCCGGGGACAAUGUUGUUGCCAAGGCGUCGGCGUCCAAGCAGGAGAAGCCGACCAAGGUGGCGGUGAGUGGGCCGGAGGUGGUCGCCGCGCCGCAUGCUAACGGGGGAAAGAAGCAGCACCAUCCGCAUCAGCAUCAGCAGCAGCCGAUUGUGGCCGUGCAGCCCCCGCCGCCGCAGCAGCAGCGGCAAGCGCCCAUGGCCAUGGACAUUCUCCCUCAGCCGCAGCCGCAGGUUCCCAUGGCAAUGAAGCCGCCGGUGAUGUUCGCGGACCACCACCACUACCCCGUCCCGACUGCCAUGUUCUCCGGCCGCCCAGGCGACUUCUCCCUCAAGGAGACGCGCCCCCGGCUCGGCGGCGGCGCGAGCGCCGACAAGGCGAGCGCCACCUACGACCUGGUCGAGCAGAUGCAGUACCUCUACGUGCGCGUCGUCCGCGCUCGCGGCGCGGCGGCGCCGGCCGAGGCCGUCGCGGAGGUCAAGCUCGGUAACUACCGCGGCCUGACCGCGGCCACUUCCGCCGGCUCCGGCGGCCACCACCACUGGGACCAGGUGUUCGCCUUCUCCAAGGAAACCAUCCAGUCCUCCUUCGUCGAGGUCUUCGUCCGCGCCGCCCGCGCCGGCGGCGACGACCACGCCGGCCGCGUCUGGUUCGACCUCUCCGAGGUGCCCCGCCGCGCGCCGCCGGACAGCACGCUGGCGCCGCAGUGGUACGCCAUGGAGGACCGCAAGGGCGAGCGCGGCGGGGUGGAGGUCAUGGCCGCCGUCUGGUACGGCACCCAGGCCGACGAGGCCUUCGCCGAGGCCUGGCAUUCCAAGGCCGCCGGCGUCCAGGGCCCUGGCCCGUUGGGCUCCAUCAAGUCCAAGGUCUACGUCGCCCCCAAGCUCUGGUACCUUCGUGUGUCCGUCGUCGAGGCGCAGGACCUGCUGCCCAUGGACAAGGGGCCCAUGACCAUGAGCCGGUACCCGGAGCUCUUCGUGCGCGCGCAGGUCGGCAACCAGAUGCAGCGGACACGGCCCUCGUCGGUCGUACCCAACCGGGGCCCGUCGAGCCCGUUCUGGAACGAAGACCUGAUGUUUGUGGUUGCGGAGCCAUUUGAGGAGUUCUUGGUGUUGCAGGUGGAGGAUCAUGUGUCGCCCGGAAGGGACGAAAUUCUUGGCCGCCUUGUCGUCCCAGUGUCCAACAUUGAGAGACGCUGGGAUGAGAAGCUUGUUGUCUCCAGGUGGUAUGGGCUGGACCGUGGCACCGGCGGCGGCAACGUGGCCAUCAACAAUCCAAACAGGUUUGGCAGCCGUGUUCAUCUCCGGUUGAGUCUCGAUGGUGGCUACCAUGUCCUGGAUGAGGCGACAGCAUAUAGCAGUGAUCUCCGGCCCACGGGGAAGCAGCUGUGGCAGCCGCAUGUUGGGGUUCUUGAGCUCGGCGUGCUUGGCGCCACUGGACUGAUACCAAUGAAGGCUCGUGAUGGCAGGGGUGCCACGGCAGAUUCGUAUUGUGUUGCAAAGUAUGGCCAGAAGUGGAUCCGCACUCGCACCGUCGUGGACUCUGUUUGCCCGCGGUGGAACGAGCAGUACACCUGGGAGGUGUUCGACCCUUGCACUGUCAUCACCAUCGGUGUGUUCGACAACUGCCAUGUUGACAAGCCACAAUCAGGGAACACAUCUGUGGUUGUCCGAGAUAAUUGCGUUGGCAAAGUCCGGAUCAGGCUCUCGACAUUGGAGACCGACAGGGUGUACACCCAUGCAUACCCACUCCUUAUGCUGCAUCCGUCGGGGGUCAAGAAGAUGGGGGAGCUCCACCUUGCUGUGCGCUUCUGCUGUGGCAAUGCCGGCAACAUGUACCAUGCCUAUGUACGCCCACUGCUUCCGAAGAUGCACUAUGUUGAGCCGCUGCUCGUGCGCCAGGUUGAGAGCCUUCGGUUUCAGGCGACGAGUGUCGUUGCUGCCCGGCUGGGCCGUACCGAGCCACCGCUUGGCAAAGAGGUUGUGGAGUAUAUGCUGGAUCACCGCUCACACCUAUGGAGUAUGCGACGCAGCAAAGCAAAUUUCUUCCGCCUUGUCGCUGUGCUCUCUGGUCUGAUUGCCAUUGGCAAGUGGUUUGAACUUGUUCGCUCCUGGCAUCGCCCGGUGCAUUCAUGCCUUGCUGUUUUCACAUUCCUGGUGUUCGUCCUGAUGCCAGAACUGAUCCUUCCAACGGCCUUCCUGGUGAUGGCCUUCACUGGGCUAUGGAGGUACCGGGUCCGUCCGAGGCACCCACCUCACAUGGAUAUGCGGCUAUCUCAUGCAGAUGCAGCCACCGUGGACGAGCUUGAUGAGGAAUUCGACACUUUCCCUUCAAGCCGGGGGGAUGUCGUGCGCUUCCGGUAUGAACGCCUCCGCAGCGUGGCUGGGAGGGUGCAGACAGUGGUGGGUGACAUAGCGACGCAAGGUGAGCGGAUGCAGGCCGUACUCAGCUGGCGUGACCCAAGGGCGACGCUCCUGUUCUCCAUUGCCUGUGUCACAGCGGCGGUCAUUGCAUACGCCGUGCCGAUGAAGGUGCUGAUCGGGCUGUGGGGCCUGUACGCUAUGCGCCCACCGAGGUUCCGCAGCAGGAUGCCGUCCCCGCUGAUGAACUUCUUCAGGAGGCUUCCUUCCAAGGCCGACAUCCUGCUCUGAUCCUAGCUUGCAAUCUCUGCAGCUGCAAAUCGGUAACUAACCUUGUGAUCGAUUCAGUUAGUGACAUUCUUUUGGUGGGAAGGGGAUGAUGCUUCAAAGGAUCUAGUAAGAAAAUAGACUUGUUGUUUGUAGGUGGUGCCUGGAGUGUGUGUUGCUUAGCUUAAUGCCGUUAGUGUUAGGUAAUGUAUGCUGCUGCUUUCUGGUGCAUCUUUCAGCUGGAGCAGCAGUAGAAGAAGCCUUGUAGUAGCUAGCAUAGCAGCCUAGUGCUGCUGUUCUUCUAGUAUCGGUUGCAGUUGUUCAAAGACAGUGUUAAUUAGAUGGCAAUUAUCUAUGACUCUACGAGACGAUGAUUGGUUGAUGAGACAACCGGUUGUCCACAUGCUUGACGUUAUCUUUAUGGUGUUAUCCAUGUUGUGUUGCUGUUGUUAGCAUGCAGUAAUAGUAAAUCUGUGAUGUGUUUAUCAAUAGUAUAUCUGUACUUUAGCCAUGGUGGUCGUGGCUCUCACAUGUGUGUUGCUUUGUUUUGUCUUCAGAAUAAAAAUCUUGUCUUGAGAGUUAA
Molecule: messenger RNA, 4015 nt
Organism: Brachypodium distachyon (stiff brome)
Lineage: Eukaryota; Viridiplantae; Streptophyta; Magnoliopsida; Poales; Poaceae
Product: FT-interacting protein 1
Exons: 1
Coding region: 376-3456 (1026 amino acids)
Source: RefSeq, a predicted model, not a curated record